This is a messenger RNA of Acipenser ruthenus (sterlet), 4120 nucleotides long. Its product is annotated as von Willebrand factor A domain-containing protein 7-like. The record is from RefSeq and is a predicted model, not a curated record. The transcript is spliced from 17 exons. Lineage: Eukaryota; Metazoa; Chordata; Actinopteri; Acipenseriformes; Acipenseridae. The coding region runs from base 366 to 3218 and encodes 950 amino acids.
GGCUCCAGUGCCUUCAUCAGUGUGAUUGAAACUAGAAGAGACUGAGUCAAGCAGACCAGCGUUUGGGCUCUAGUGCCUUCAUCAGUGUGAUUGAAACUAGAAGAGACCGAGUCAAGCAGACCAGCGUUUGGGCUCUAGUGCCUUCAUCAGAGUUACUGAAUCUAGAAGAGACCGAGUCAAGCAGACCAGCGUUUGGGCUCUAGUGCCUUCAUCAGAGUUACUGAAACAAGAAGAGAUUGAGUCAAGCAGACCAGCGUUCGGGCUCUAGUGCCUUCAUCAGUGUUACUGAAACUAGAAAGACAGAAAGUUCUGAGCUUUGUGGAGGAUUGGUUUGCAUUGAGAUCUCCAGGAGGAGGAGGGUAAGCAUGUCGGUCUUCAGGGUUUUGCUGAUUAUCGCCAUGGCGAGGAUGGCUUUGGGCUUCCUUCCAAAUGCGGAGGACAGUAUCUCUCACACGAAGAUCACGGAGAGAGCGAUUCUGAGGAAGACCAUGGCAGUCUUGAGAGAACUCGCUGCAUCCACAGGACGGAAUUUCGACAUUGGCAGCAUUUCUGACGUUGGCAACCCCACCUCGGGUGAGCUCUUCAGGGCUUACUACGGCAGAGAAGUGUCUCCCAUCAAGUUCGAGCAGGCCAUGCAGACCAUCAAGGACGCCAACGUGGGUGUGGAUUACUACCACCCCCUGAGCGCCAAGCACCACUUUGACUCGGAGAGCUUCGUGGAGGCAAAGCGCUACCUGCUGCUGAAAAGCUCUGCAGCCAAGGAGAACAUAAUGCAGGGGAACUACGAGACCGCGCGGAGCCGUCUGGGGGAGAUGCUGCACACCUUGCAGGACUUCUACAGUCACAGCAACUGGAUUGAACUGGGCUACACAGUUCCAAACCCAGACCUGAUCGGAGCCGGUGAGGGCAUCAGGAACACAGCAGCUCCAGAUCAGGUGACAUGCAUCAACUGCAACACAGACACCUGUAAGAAUAACAUACUGAACAACAUCCUCGGAAGCAAACUGAUCACCACUGGCUAUUUCAGCCUGCUGCCCUCAAAACCAGCAGGGAAGUGCAGUCACGGAGGGCCGUUGGAUAUGACACGGAUCAGGAACGCGAUGGGGGGCAUCAACAAAGACCACUACAGGUCGGAGCACUGGUACCUUCACAAAGAGGCAGCGGACGUCGCCGUGUCUGCCACCGUGGGAGUGCUGGAGGACAUCAGGAACGCAGUCGGAGACAAAGCGUUCCUCAAGUUUCUAAAUAUCGAGAGCCCCGCAGCUCUGUGCUUCGUGAUCGAUACGACGGGGAGCAUGGCAGGUGAAAUCGAAAACGCCAAGCAAAGAGCUUUCUCCAUCAUCGACAGAAAGAGAGGCACCCCUGACGAGCCGUCCACAUACGUGCUGGUACCUUUCAACGACCCAGAUUUUGGACCAGUCUACAAAACAAGUGAUGCAAACAUUUUCAAGGCAAGCAUCAGUCUGCUGACAGCCAACGGUGGAGGGGACACACCUGAAAUGUGUUUGUCAGGAAUCCAGCUUGCUUUGAUAAACUCCCCCCCUUCCUCUGAGAUCUAUGUCUUUACUGAUGCUCCGGCGAAAGAUGACUACCUGCGGAAUAACAUUCUCGCGCUCAUCGAAAGCACAAAAUCUUCAGUCACUUUUUUGCUGACAAACAUCGUCUUUAGAAAGAAGAGAAGUGGUCAGCAGGGUCAGAGAGCGAGGUCAACGGGGAGCAGCAUUCUCUACCAAGAGCUGGCUGCGACUUCUGGAGGACAGACCAUCGAGACCACGAAGGCUUCACUGCAAAAGAUGACUGCAGUUAUAUCAGAAUCAUCUACUGCCGCACUGGUAACACUCUUUCAGGCAAAGAACACAUUUUUGAAUACUGAAAGCACGUUUUAUUUCCAUGUCGACGAGUCAGUCACCAAUGUCACAGCUUACAUCUCGGGCAACAUCAUCUCGUACACAGUAUCAAAUCCCAGCGGAGUUUCCCAGAACAGCUCGCUGCAGGACGGUCCUUUGGGCUACAUGGAGAAUCUGGGCAGUUUUUACAUCCUGCGGCUCAGUGGGGAUGUCGGGCGAUGGCAGAUCAGCAUCUCCUCCUACCAGAACUAUGACUUGAAAGUAACAGGUCAGAGCAUCGUGAGCUUCCUGUACAGCUUCGUUGAACCCUUUGAAGGACCUCACCCUGGUCUGGGUCCCAUUGAAGGAAGACCACAGACUGGUCAAAACGUUACGAUGAUGCUGAGGGUGACCGGGCUGACCAUAUAUAAUACGUUGGUUGUCAAAAACGUCUCUUUCGUGGACCCCGGCGGCUCUCUGAUUGUAAGCAGCCCUGCAAUGCCGGCCCUGUCGACUGGACUUUACUACGCCUACAUAGAGCGUUUCCCCGGGCAGCAGUUUGCCCUGGUGGUGACCGGGCAGGACAACAGUUCCAACGAGUUCCGAAGACAGUCCAACACUCGCAUAACCUCGUCUCGCAUCUCGGUGGAGGCGGCGACGAACUCCACGUUCGAGCCAGGAAAGCUAUGCACCAUCCCGUUCACCGUGACGACCAGGAGCAUCGGAGGCACGUACAGCGUCCGAGUGAGGGACGACAAGGGAUUCGUCUUGAACGCAACGUCAAGCAUCUAUCUGGAAAACAACGGCACCUCGCAAGGCAAUCUGACUUUUCAGAGUCCCGACGGAACCGAGUCUGGAACGGGCGUCACGAUAACAAUAGAAGUCGAAUCGUCCGACUUAUCUGACAUGAACUAUGCUGUCCUGCGACUGACCAUAGCCAAAGAGGUGGUGGAUUUUGACCCGCCCGUCUGCAGCCUCGUCUUCAUCAACGAAAACUGCUCCACAAACUGCGCCGGCGAGACGUGGGAGCUCUGUGCCGAGGUGAGGGACGGUGGCGUGGGGGUGCACAGAAUCUUCACCCGGCUGGACAACGGCACGCUGAACACCACCAUGGUGUGGGAGGGCGGAGCCAACAUCACCCUCGUGAACUACACCGCCUCCUGCUGCUCAACUGAGGUGAACAUCAUCGUCGUGGACAAAGCCGGGAAUGUCGGGAACUGCCCUUAUUCUGUGAGGAAGAUCCCGGGAACUUCAGCGGCCCCAGAACCGGUUACCACUGGCAGUACAACCCCCUAUCCAGACGCCUUUGGGAAAGGGCAGCCUAGUGCGGUGGUGGGCUCAGUGCUGCUGUACAGCAGCUCGCUGGCUCUGCUAGCACUGUACAUGUUUUAGUCAAAGCGUGUGUGUAGUUAACAAAACAAUUGCCUAAAUCUCGCUCAUCGUCGUGCCCUGCUAUACGUUUUUUUUUUUUUGCUCUGCCGGCUCUCACACGUGCAUCUUUAGAAAAACGCGCGUCUGCCAUCCGAACCCUUUCAGUCCUGGUUAAACCACGUCGUCAGAAAUCACGUUGGAACCUCACGGGACGCCUGGGUCCCUGUCUGAGGUCAUGUAGAAAACAUACGUUUUCUGUGUCCUGUUAUCAUGCAUGUAUGUACACUCAAUACAUUUCUUUUGAAUUCUGUAGCUUCAUUUCUGUAGCUUCAUUCUUCAGCUCGACAGAAAUCAUCCAGGACUGAAAGGGUUAAGGCAUCUGGUGUUGCACCUGGUUCUCUGUUUUCUUACCUUGUUUUCCGGUAGUCUCUCACUGUGUCACUUCCUGGGUCAGCAGCUGAAGAGCGCGUCAGUCAACCCGGGAGACAGCAGUUGAUUGGUUAACAACAGGAAAAGGAGGCGUUACUAAAGGGGGUGGGACAAUUUCACGCUCCAGUUGACCUAGGAAGCACAACGCGAAAUACAAACUUGACUGCAGAGAGAGAGAGAGAGAGAGAGAGAGAGAGAGAGAGAGAGAGAGAGAGAGAGAGAGAGAGAGAGAGAGAGAGAGAGAGAAUUGAAAGCAGUGAUUUAGGGAAUAAGGAUUUAUUUAAUGUUUCAUAAUCUCAGGGGUAUAUUGAGGGUGUAUGUAUAUAAUGUUUGAAAAAUCACAAGUUUAUUAUUUACUUUGCUUUCUACACAGCUGAAGAAUAUCUUUUCUCCAAAACAUCUUGAAAUAAUUUUUUUUGUAUCAUUAACCCUUUAUAUAUAAUUAUGAAUUGUCAGAUUACUUUAUUCCAAUAAAACAAUUGAAAUUCUUCUGA